AUGAGCCGCAGCCCGGAGAGGAUCUCGUCCUAUCGCCGUCACUUCGAGGACAGCAGCUGCUCGUCCUACCAGGUUAGGCUGGCCAGCCCAUCCCCCAGCAGGAGAGAGGCUCGACAGGCUUCUGCCGGCUUCUCCCGCAGCGGCGGAGCCAGCAGCAUGCGUGUGGAGACAAUGGGACGGAGGACUAUCUCGGCUGCACGCAAAUCCCGCGUGGCUGGAGCCAGUGCAAGUGCUGGGGCUUUGGUAUGUGUGGGCUUCGAUGGGCAGGCUGCCAUCGAUCUGGAUGUGGCUGCAGCCGAGAACCAGGAAUACCUCAGCACCCGCACAAGUGAAAGAAAGGAAAUGAUUGUCCUGAACGACAGGCUGGCCACAUAUAUUGAAAAGGUUCGAUCACUGGAGAAGCAGAACAAGCUGUUGGAGGCAGAAAUUGAGGCCUACCAGAAUCGCUUUGAGAAGCCAACAGGUCUGCGCCUCUUGUAUGAGGAGCAGCUGAAGGAGCUGCGAAAGAUUGCUGACCAGAUGAGGGUUCAGCGGGACAUGGCCCUGGCUGCUAAAGAGUCCACAGCUGCUCAGUUGGACUCAGUGAAAGUCAAAUAUGAGGAGGCAGUUGAGCUGAGGAAGAAAGCUGAAAUGCACAUUGAGGCCUUCCGUCCUGAUGUUGACAAAGCCACAUCUUCACGCAUUGCCUUGGAGAAACAACUGGAGCAGCUGGAAGUUGAAAUUGAAUUUCUGAAAAGGGUCCACCAACAGGAAAUUGCUGAACUCAUGAAGCAGAUAUAUGCAGCUCAUGUUUCGGCCGAUAGCACCUUCGCCAUGCCUGAUCUGGCUGCUGCCUUGAAACAAAUCCAAGCCCAGUAUGAUGAAAUUGCAUCCAAAAAUCUCCAGGAAAUGGAUUCGUGGUAUAAGAACAAGUUUGAAGACAUAACCAGUAAGACAUCAAGACAUGUGGACAAGGUUCGAAGCAUCAGAGAAGAAAUAGCAGGCGCGAAAAAGGAUAUCCAAAACAAAGAACAAGACUUGGAUUCCCUGAGGACCAAGAAUGAAGCUCUCGAGGCCAAGAUCCUAGAGACACAGGAAAAGUGCAAGAAAGAGUUGGAGGACUUGAAGGCACGGAUCGAGGCCCUGCAGCUUCAGCUGAAAUCCACAAAGGAGAAAAUUGCACUGCACCUGUGUGAGUACCAGGACCUCCUGAAUGUGAAGAUGGCUCUGGAGAUAGAGAUUACAACUUACAGGUGA
Messenger RNA from Lampris incognitus (smalleye Pacific opah), 1236 nucleotides. RefSeq lists its product as uncharacterized. Gene Ontology annotation, cellular component: cell-cell junction; Z disc; sarcolemma. The coding region runs from base 1 to 1236 and encodes 411 amino acids. The transcript has 9 exons. The record is from RefSeq and is a predicted model, not a curated record. Gene Ontology annotation, biological process: skeletal muscle organ development. NCBI's taxonomy places the organism in Eukaryota, Metazoa, Chordata, Actinopteri, Lampriformes, Lampridae.